UUUGACUGCUAGGUCUUAUCGCGUUAUCAGCUGUUCGACUGUAAAUUCAAAUUUUGUUAUGGCAGUAUUUUUGAUUAAUAUUUGCAAAUUCAAUGAUUGCGGACUGAUUUUUGAACGUCUAGCUGAUCUCAUUCAACAUAUUGAAGACUGUCAUAUCGACUCAGAUCCAAAAAAGAUAGAGGAAAAGGAACACCAAAAGCCUACUUGCCUUCCGUUAAGUUAUGUUUUGCGAUUUUACUUUGAUGGUAGCAGAAAGGAGAAUGUCAACAUUAAACCCAAGACCAAACCAAUAUCAACCUCAAAUGUUCCUAUAAUCCAAAACUCCCGUUACGUUUUACCUAGAGCAGGAAAAACGCUGGUUGGGGAAGAACCAACUGGAGGUGGUGAUGAUAGUAAUGAUUCUUGGGCUACAACAGAAGAGUUCAGUUCGGAAUUUAUUCUUAGAUAUGGUAGUAGGAUGUUAAGUCCGAAUGCAUCAACCAAUGUCGAUAAGCCUUUUGCCUGCCCAGUUCCUGGCUGUAAGAAACGUUAUAAGAACGUGAAUGGCAUCAAGUACCACUCAAAAAAUGGCCAUAAGAAUGAUGGAAGAAUUCGCAAGGGUUACAAGUGCCACUGUGGGAAGAGCUACAAAUCUAGUCAUAGUUUACAAAACCACACUUUAUUGUUUCAUAACAGUGACCUGCCUCCAUUGGGUGGACACUCAAGUAAAGUAUCUCAACUCAGCCCUCGUGUGACACUUCAACCUGUCAGAACUCUCAUGUUGAAGCAAAUCAACAACCUCAAUGGUGCACCUAUCAAAACUCUUGUUGUUAAAACAGUGAAUAGUCUUAAUAACCCCAGCCCACAUCACAACAAUUUGUCCAACAUGAAACCAGCAUUAAAAAUCUCUACAAACUCAGUGUCCCAGGUGCUAAAAUCAUCACCAAGCAUCGCUCCACUAUCUAGUAUCCUGACGCCAGCUUCCUCUCCAUGCUCUUCAACCUCCUCUGUCAACUCAUCAUAUGAUAUUUCUGAUGACGAGCCAUCCUCCUCUUCCACUUCUGCGCCUCCCAGCCCUCUUCCAUCCUAUUACCACUCCUACUUUUAACCAGAACAGCCACCGUGAAUAUGAAGCUGGACAUAUUUUUAAACAAGCCAUCAUUUCAACUUUCCUGUUCUGAUUAAUUUUUCAUUAGCAGAAGCUCUUUAAUGUAAGACGAUACAUAGUAGAAAUCUCUGCUAUCCUUAUUAUGAAAUUCUAACACCCAUCUAAAAACAAACAGGCGAAGUUUACUUUAAAUUAAUUUCAUUUCAUUGACCAACUGUUCUUUAACUUCUCUGCCUGAGGGCCUAAAAAGACAGCAUACAAAUCCCCUGCAGGAUUGAUAACUUUUCUUCCAUCUUACAUGUUUUGAUACCUUUCAAUCUGAGAAAAUGAUUCAAUAUUAGAAAAUUAAGUAAUGAAAUUUAUGGACUUUUCCUUUAAAAAAACUCAAGUCUUAAUGACUACAUCUUGGGUUUUUUUCCUCUUGCUUUCAUUUGGCAUUUUCUUCACCAUGACCGCGGACCACUAAUGUUAUUAGGAAAGAUACUAUCAUGAACAAAGUACAUAAUACAUCUCACGUAUUGAGAUUAUUUGGUGCGCAUGAGAAAAUAAUUAUUAGGAAUGCCUGGCUGAUGAACAGAUUUUACAAAUCAUACAUUAUAGUCAUAUUGGCCUCUUGUGAAUUGUGUCUCUAAUAAAUAUCCCGUUUAAAAACAUUCAUUAAUUGUAAACAUAGAGUACAAUAGAGUCACAAUGUACUGGAGCGCAGAUGAAGUCACUUUUUAAGACUGUUUUGUCCAAGACUUCUGAGGAUAGUGUGCAGCGAUUAGCGGUACUGUAUCCGGAGGGUCCGAGCUCCAGGGUCCGCUCAGAAAAUUCAGGUAUAAAAUUUAUCUCAUUAAAUCUGGGAGUUCCGUAAGUUUUUUAAUUUGUUAUAAUAUUGGUCAACAUAAUUUGCCAAAAUCCGCGAAAAUAGUUAUUGAUUUAAAAUAAUAAAUCCCAAAAACCAAUCAUAGUCCGCAAUUCUGUCAUAAGCCGCCGUGUUACAAAAUGCCGUCGGGUUCACACUUGGUUCACACUUUCCGGCGAACAAGGGGCUCGAAAUGGCCCGUUCAUGGAUUGACUUCAUUGGCGCUCCAGUACAUUGCGACUCUAAUGUACUCUAUGAUUGUAAAUGGAGAAAAACAGUUCUGUUUGUCCUCAAAUUUUGUCUUUCAAAGAAUUAUAACGAUUAUUCAUUUUCUUUGAAAAAAGAAACUGUAUCAAAAGAUGGAGAUCUGCUCCCUCUCCCCUAACUUUCGUUUUCUCUUAAAUUUACUGCCCUUAUCCUAGAUGAGAAAAAACCAACAAUUUACUGGAGACAUGUUCUGACGUAUUUUCCACAUUAUUUUACAAUGAUGUACAUAAAUAAAAUCAAAUGAAGAAGAGAGAAAUAAAAUUAGUUGUUCAGGAGCUACAUGUUCAUUGUAAUCUCCGAACUGAAACUUUAAAAUUUAAAUUGCUUUGAAAAUCUUUCAAACUCAUUUCUCUUGACUUGCAUUUUUUCAAUUUGAAACAAUUUGUGUUGCGAUUAUUUGAGAAACCAAAAUUUGUUCAAAAUUUCCAUUCUGACUGAGGGUCUACGUGCUAAUACCCACAAAUGUUAUUUAUUUUUCUAGCAGAUUAGAAUUACCAAAAGUAAAUUGUUGAAAUUUGUUAUUGUGACUGAAAGUACUUACUAUGUUGAUCUUAUCACCUUUAAUCGUUUUUCAAGGUGAAAAGUUACCGUGUUCAAAACAAAAAAAUAAAAUUAUAUUUGUUCUAAGA
Messenger RNA from Bemisia tabaci, 2830 nucleotides. Its product is annotated as juxtaposed with another zinc finger protein 1. Lineage: Eukaryota; Metazoa; Arthropoda; Insecta; Hemiptera; Aleyrodidae. Gene Ontology annotation, cellular component: nucleus. The record is from RefSeq and is a predicted model, not a curated record.